AUGAAUAAUAAAUUCAUCAUACUCUCAUUGUUGCUUGCUUUAGUAGCAAGUCAAACAUACAGUUUAACAUCAUGCACAUGUGCAUAAUUGUUAUCAGAAGGAGAUUGCGUCAAAAAUACUUCACUUGGAUGUUCAUGGGAUACAACAAAGAAAACUUGUGGAGUUUCAACAACUCCUGUCACUCCAACAGUGACUUAUGCAGCAUAUUGUGAUACAUUUGCUGAAGCAGAUUGUCCAAAAGCUAAACCUUGUACUGAUUGCGGAAACUACUCCGCUUGUGCUUGGGUUGAAAGCAAAUGUAUAUUCUUCACAGGAUGUACACCUUUUGCUAAAACACUUGAUUCUGAAUGUUAAGCAAUCAGUAAUAGAUGUAUUACCGAUGGAACUCAUUGUGUUGAAGUUGAUGCUUGUAGUACUUACAAAAAGUAACUUCCAUGCGUCAAAAAUGCUGCCGGAAGCUUAUGCUAUUGGGAUACAACAAAUAACACUUGUGUUGAUGCCAACACUUGUGAUAAAUUACCAGCAACAUUCGCAACAGACAAAGAUUGCAGAGAUGUGAUUUCAACUUGUACAACAAAAACCGGUGGUGGAUGUGUUGAUAGUGGAAAUAACUGCAGUGAUUAAACAUUAGAAAUUCAAUGUGUUUGGAAUAAAUUAAAAACAACUUCUUGCUAUUGGGAUGGAGCUGCAUGCAAAGAUAGAAUUUGUGAUAAUGCACCAACCAGUUUGACAACUGAUGAUGCUUGUAAGACAUUUAGAACUGAUGGAACAUGCACAACAAAAGCAAAUGGAGGUUGUGUAACAAGAACUACAUGUGCUGCUGCAACAAUUUAAGCAUCAUGUAUCAAAAAUAGUUCAGGUGGUGAUUGUUAUUGGACAGGAACUGCUUGUGUAGAUAAGACAUGUGCAAAUGCUCCAAUUACUAUGACAACUAAUUCAGCAUGUGCAGGAUUUGUUACAGGAUGUAUCACUAAAUCAGGUGGUGGUUGUGUUGCUAAUGGAGCUUGUUCUGUUGCUAAUGUUCAAGCAGCUUGUGUUAAAAACUCAAGCAGCUUUGAUUGCAUUUGGGAUACAACUUGUAAAGAGAAAACAUGUGCUAAUGCCCCUACAACAAAUAACACUCAUGAUUUAUGUACUUCUUAUUUAUCUACUUGUACUGUUAAGUCAGGUGGGGGAUGUUAAAAUAGAACAUGUGCCAAUGCUCCAACAACAUUGACUACCAAUGAUGCAUGUGAAGCUUAUCUCACUGGAAAUAAUUGCAUAACAAAAUCAGGUGGUGGAUGUGUUACCAAUACAACAUGUGCUGCAAUAACUUUAGAAGCUGCUUGUGUUAAGAAUUCUUCUGCAUCAACAUGUUUCUGGGAUACCGCAAGUUCAAGCUGUAAAGAUAAAACAUGUGUGAAUGCUCCAACAACUAACACUACUCAUGAUCUCUGUUAAGCCUUCUUAAAUACUUGUACAGUAAAUUCAACAAGCGCAGGUUGCGUUGAAAAAACAUGUGAAAAUUCUUUGGUUUUGGCUAUUUGUGAUAAAGAUACAAGUAAUAGAGCAUGUAUUUGGAAAGGAAAAUGCUAUAAGAAAUAAUGUGUGUUAGCUUCAUCUGCUACAACUACUCAUGCUGACUGUUAAAUCUAUCACUCUACAUGUACCUUGAGCAAUUCAGGCACUGGAUGUGUUCCACUACCACUUAAAUGCGAAGCCAUCACAAUUGAAGCUGCUUGCAAUUUAAAAGCUAAUGGUUAACCAUGCGGAUGGAAUGGAUCUUAAUGUAUUGAUAAAGCUUGCUCAACUGCCUCUAAGACAUUCACUACAACUUCAUAAUGCACAGGACACAUAUCAACUUGUGUUGCUAAUAAUCCUGUAACUGUUAAUGGUUCCUUGACAAUUUAAGGAUGUUAAGAUUUACCAACAACAUGCGCGGCUAGAAAAUCAUCAGAAAAUUGUGAAAUCUCUAGAGUUGGAUUCCCAACAUGUUUAUGGGUUUCAUCUUCUACUUCAUGUGUUGAAAAAUCAUGUGCCACUGCUAGUACAGUGGGAACAACAGGAGCACUCUCUGCAGGAGGAUUUACUUUUUCUGGUUGUUCAACUUAUCUAAAUACUUGUAUUUCAAAUAAUACUGCUGAUGGAUGCACAGCUAAACCAUCUAGUUGUUCAUCAUUAGUUUCAUCCAAUUGUUAAAUAGGAUCUAAAGCAAGUGGAGAUUGUUAUUGGAAUGGCAGUAGUUGUGUUGAUAGAACUUGUGCAAAUAUUACCUUAACUUCUCACUUCAAUUGUAAUACUACAUUCAAUUAAUGCACAGUGAAUAAUGGAGGAACAGCAUGUUAAACAUUGGCAACUGCCUGCACAUCUUAUUCAACAUAAGAAAACUGUAAAUUUACAUCAACUAAUAAGAAUUGUGUUUGGACUGGAUUAGCUUGUAGAAAUGCCACUUGUGCUGAUGCUCCCGAUAAUACUUCUUAUGAUAGUGAUUCAGAAUGCUUAGCUUACCCAACACCAAGCGAAACCUGUACAGUUGUCUACAAAGUUGGAGCUUAAGGAUGUGUAUCAAAAUCAGCUAAUUGCUCAGAUUAUAUGACAUCAGCUUAAUGCCAUAAAACUCUCACAAAUCUAACAGCAAAUGAUGAUUGUAAGUGGAUUGUUGAUAGAUGUUAUGCAUUGUCCUCUUUUGCUACAGGAUCUUGCUCAACAUUCAAAGGUACUCAAACAAUGUGUAUGGGAUAUAGAGCAGGAUGUACAAACACUGUAAGUGCAGCAUCUUCAGCAUCUUGUACUUUAGAUUGUACUUUAAAAACAGGAUCAGGUUUGACAUUUGCAGAUUGCUAAGCAUUAGAUUCUACAUGUUCAGUCAAAAAAGAUGGCACUGGUUGUAUUGUAAUAUAAUCUACUUGUGCUGGAUACGGAUCGACAGCAGCUAAUUGUUUCAGGUCAAGUGCAAGUGGAAAUGCAGGAUAUUGUGCAUUGAACACAAAUUGCCAAUCAGUGACUUAAGCCUCUGAAUGUGCUUUAGUUACUGGAUUAUCAGGUUUGGAUCAUUCGAAGUGUUAAUUAUAUCACUCUUCUUGUACAUCCUUAAAAGACGGCACUGGAUGUUAAGAGUAUCAGACUACUUGCUCAGGUUAUGCAACUGGAAACGCUUGUGCUAACUCUGUUUAAGGUAAAUGUUUUGAUGAUGCUACUGAUUGCUUGCGUUUUGUUAAUUGUGCUUCAAUUACUGGAACUGGAUUAACCAAUGUUAAGUGUGGAACUUAUGACGUAGGUUGUGUGGCAAAUGCUAAUUAAACAGCUUGCUAAGAAAAAUUAACAACAUGCAGUGCUUAUUUAACACAAAAUUCUUGUACUGUGGCAAAUGCAAGUUUUUGUGUAUGGAGUGGUAGUGCUUGUAUAGCAAUUGUUGAUGCCAAUCUUGCUACAGAUUGUGCAUUUGUUACUGGAACUGCUAUAACAAGUAGUAUAUGCUCAACAUAUAAUCCAAAGUGUGCACCAAACAGAGCUGGUACAGCAUGUCAAAAAAAGGAAGCCCUAUGUGCUACAUAUGCUGGGGUAUAGGCAACUUGCUCAGUAUCAGAUGCAGGUCCUUGUGCAUGGAGCGGAACAGCUUGUCUCACAAUUAUUGAUGCCAAUAUUGUUACAGAGUGUCCAUAUGUUACUGGAACUGGUCUUACAAAUGAUGUAUGCGCAACAUAUAAUGCAAAGUGUACAGUAAACAGAGCUGGUACAGCUUGUCAAAAAAAAGAAGCCCUAUGUGCUACAUACGCUGGGGUAUAGGCAACUUGCUCAGUAUCCGAUGCAGGUCUUUGUGCAUGGAGCGGAACAGCUUGUCUCACAAUUGUUGAUGCCAAUAUUGUUACAGAGUGUCCAUAUGUUACUGGAACUGGUCUUACAAAUGCUAUAUGCGCAACAUAUAAUGCUAAAUGUACAGUAAACAGAGCUGGUACAGCAUGUCAAAAAAAGGAAGCCCUAUGUGCUACAUAUGCUGGGGUAUAGGCAACUUGCUCAGUAUCAGAUGCAGGUCCUUGUGCAUGGAGCGGAACAGCUUGUCUCACAAUUAUUGAUGCCAAUAUUGUUACAGAGUGUCCAUAUGUUACUGGAACUGGUCUUACAAAUGCUAUAUGCGCAACAUAUAAUGCUAAGUGUACAGUAAACAGAGCUGGUACAGCAUGUCAAAAAAAAGAAGCCCUAUGUGCUACAUACGCUGGGGUAUAGGCAACUUGCUCAGUAUCCGAUGCAGGUCCUUGUGCAUGGAGCGGAACAGCUUGUCUCACAAUUGCAAAUGCCAAUGUUGCUACAGAAUGUGCAUAUAUUACUGGAACUGGUCUUACAGAUGCUAUAUGUGCAACAUAUAAUGCAGGUUGUACCAAUCUAAAAGAUGGUACUGGUUGUUAAGAAGAGAAGGCCAACUGCAGGUUAUAUACCACAUAAAAUAAAUGCGCUACAUAAUCAACAGGCUCUCUUUCAUGUGUUUGGGUUGAUAACUCUUGCUAUCCCAUCACUGAUGUAAAUUGUAGUACAAUUAUAGCAUCAGGGCUUGAUCAUGCUAAAUGUUAAGCCUACAGCACAGGUUGUACAUCCGUUUCUGAUGAAAGCAAAUGUUAAGACUUGAAAUCAACUUGCGAGUAAUAUGCAGGCACAGCUUUAAGUUGCACAAAAACUGCUACCUCAAAAUGUUAUUUAUAAGGUUCUAAUUGUAUCACAAUUUCAAAUGUUGCAACCGAUUGUGCUAAAAUAACUGGAGCUGUUGGGGCUAUAACUUAUGAAAUUUGCUAAUCGUAUAAUACAGGUUGUAGUGUAAAUAGAGCAAGGAGUGCUUGUGUCUAAUAAUAAGCAUAAUGUUCAGGAUAUACAAGUGCAAUGACAAGUUGUUAUAAAUCAGGAGCUGGUCUUUGUAUUGCUAGUACAAAUACAGAUACUGCUUGCGUAGCUGCAUCAGUUGCAACAACUUGUGAUGCAGUAUAUUUAGGAACAGGAAAUUACAGCAGCGCAAAUUGUAAUGAAAUGAAGGCUGGAUGUACAAAUAAUGGAGCAACUGCAUGCGUAGCAAAAAUUUGUUCAAAUGCUGUGGUUACAUUUAAUCAUACAAAUUGCAAUAGUUAUCUCAACACCUGUACUGUAAAUUCUGGAAACAGUGCAUGCCAAACUAUGGCAUCUAAAUGUGCAGAUUAAACUCAAGCCUCUUGCCUUUACUCAGUUGAAGGAGAAUGUGUAGUAGUAGGUACAUCAUGCGUACGAAAGACUUGUGAUACUGCAGCAACUGAUGCUACUCGAGAUGAUGACACUGAAUGUUCAACUUAUUAGCAAUCUUGUACUGUUGCUAGAUUAGGAGCUUGCCAAGCUAGAGCAGCUUGUGCUACUUACAAAUCUUCACUCUAAUGUAAAUUUAAUACUAGUGGUGGAAAAUGUUUUUGGAAUCCAACUAAUAAGACAUGUGUUGAUUUGAAUUGCGGCAACAUAGAAGCUUCAACUUUAUACGAUACUCAUAAUGAAUGUGUUGUUGUUGAUGCAACACUUGCUUGCACAGUCAGAGCAACAAAUGGAGCUGCCGUUUAAGGGUGUAUGGCUAGAGGAGCAUGCAGUUCAUAUACAAUUGAAGAACAAUGUAAAACAAAUGCAAGUAACGGUGUUUGUGUUUGGAAUACAAAUGCUAAUUUACCAGCACCUGCCUGUUAAGAUAAGUCUUGUACAAGUGCUCCAACAUCCACUACAACUCAUAAUGAUUGCUAUGCAUACUACAAUACUGCAACAGUAAAAUGCACGGUCGUUGCCACUCCAAGCAAUAGUGGUGGUAACCCAACAUUAGGAGGAUGUUAAUAGACUGCUGCUUGUUCAAGUUAUAUUGAUAAAGAAUAAUGUUAAAUAAACGCCAAUGGUGAUCCAUGUGGAUGGAAUGGAACAUAAUGUGCUGACAAAUCUUGUGCUACUGCUCCUGCAACUGCAGAUUAUGAUGAUGAUACUAAAUGUAGAGCUUACAUUACUAAUAAAUGUACAGUCUCAGAUUCUGGAUAAGGAUGCGUAGAAAUUCCUGCAACAUGUGAAACUAUGACAUAGAAGCAAUGUUAUUAUAAUAAAGCUGGAGAUCCUUGCUAUUGGACAGGAACAGCUUGUAUUACAAAAUCAUGUGACAAUGCUCCUGAUGCAACUGCUACUGCUGAUGAAUGUAAUACCUAUUUAGCUGGAUGUACUUUAGAUAAUGUUAAAUGUAAAACUAAAAUUUGUGAAGAUUUUGCCUUUGCUACUGAUGCUUUAUGCAAACAAGCUAUCUCUACCUGCACAACAAAUGGAACAAAUUGUGUUACAAGAGGAACAUGCUUCUAAGCCUUAAGUCAAGCUGGAUGCGUCACAUCCUCAACAAAUUAAUAAUGUGAAUGGAUACCAGCUGUUUUAAAUGCUGCAAAUGUAAUCACUUCACCUGCUUACUGUACAAUUAAAAAUUGUAGCACUGCUCCAAUCACUUUAACAAGUGAAGCUGCCUGCGCUGGAUAUUUUACAAAUUGUACAACAAAGAAUGGUGGAGGAUGUGUUACUAAAUCAACUUGUUCAGCUGUCACUAUUGAUGUAGCUUGCACAACUGCUUUAAAUGGUACUGUAUGUGCUUGGGAUAGUGCAUAAAAUAAAUGCAGAGAUAAAGAUUGCUAAGAUUUCAGUGGAACUACUCAUGCUGCAUGUUAGGCUUAAAGAGCUGGAUGUACAGCUGGAGCUAGUGGAAAAUGUGCUAGAGUAUAAAAUUGCGAACAAACUUCAGUAAGAGCAGCUUGCAUCGAAGGAAUAAAUGGACCAUGCUUGUGGAUUGAUAAAUAUCCAAAUACUGAUGGAACUAACGGGGCUUGUUUCAGAUAUACAUCAUGCAAGAGUUUAACUUGGAAUAAUGAUAGUUCAUGCAAAUGGAUUAGUAAUAAAUGCACAACUAAUGGUUCAAAUUGUGUAGGAAUUACUUUAUGUUCAGAAACUAACACUGAUGGAGGUUGUGUCACUGGAUAUGACGGAGCUUGUAUUCAAUCAGUACCAGCCUUGAAUUCUUCAGAUCCAAAAGUAUGUAAACCUUACACCUCAUGCGCUGAUGCUUUCUACACAACUCAUUCAGAUUGUUAAAUUGCUAGUAGUAAGUGCACAACCAAUGGAACAACUGGUUGCAUAGCUUUAGGAUCAUGCUCAUCAUAUACUGCUUAGGCUGGAUGUUACUUCAACGAUAAGGGAACUCUAUAUACAUCUGGAGUUAUUACAUCCACUGGUAUUUGUACAUGGGAUACUACAUCAAGUAGUUGUAGAGAUUAAUCUUGUGCUGAUUUGACAGGCACAACUCAUGCAACAUGUUCUUCAUAAUUAUCUACCUGCACAUCAGAUGGAACUACUUGUUUACUUAAAGGAGCCUGUACAUCUUACACAACUUAAACUGCUUGCACAACAGCAGUUGGAUCAGAUGGAGCAUGCUACUGGGAAUUAGCAUCUGCUACAAAUAAUAAUACUGCAAAAUGUAGAUUACUUACUUGUGCUGAUAUUCAAAAUGGAACAGCAACCAAUGUUUGUUCUGUAGCCUUGUCAACUUGUGUUUCAAAUGGAACUGCAUGCAUUACAAAAGCCAAUUGCUCAACAUAUACAUCUAAGAUAGCAUGUAAUUCAGGAGGUUUGGAUGGAAUUUGUGUAUUCACUUAAUCAACAGCAACUGGAGCUGCUGCUGGAACUGGAUCUUGUGCAUUAAUGACUGCAUGUACUGUUGCUAAUAAUGAUUAAACAGCCUGCUAAGCUGCCAGAGAUAGAUGUUCUUGGACUGCUGCUUCAGGAACUGGAGCAACCGCAGUUGCUAGUAAAUGUGCUACUCAUACUUGUGCUACAAAUUAAGCUACCAACGGAGCCUGCACAAGAUUCUUAAAUUGGGAUAAAAAGACUCAAUAAAUUUGUACUCUAGUAAGCGGAGCCUGCACAGCAACAGAUCCAUCAACAUUAUCUUCUAAUGAUUGCUUCUUAGUUUCUGGAUAUACAUAUACUUGGAAUGCUUCAUCAAGUAAAUGUGGAGUUUGCACAGCAGUUGUAGUUUAACCAAAUACCACAGACAAUAAUACCAACACAACAGAUAAUAACACAACAACAGACUCAGGAUACAUUCUUGGAUUGUCUAUCGUUUUAGGAUAUCUUAUGUUGUGA
Paramecium pentaurelia is the source of this 8133-nucleotide messenger RNA. Lineage: Eukaryota; Ciliophora; Oligohymenophorea; Peniculida; Parameciidae. The record is from the annotation of a GenBank genome assembly.